Molecule: messenger RNA, 1374 nt
Organism: Thalassophryne amazonica
Lineage: Eukaryota; Metazoa; Chordata; Actinopteri; Batrachoidiformes; Batrachoididae
Gene: trhrb
Product: thyrotropin-releasing hormone receptor b
Exons: 2
Coding region: 151-1344 (397 amino acids)
Biological process (GO): phospholipase C-activating G protein-coupled receptor signaling pathway
Cellular component (GO): membrane
Molecular function (GO): thyrotropin-releasing hormone receptor activity
Source: RefSeq, a predicted model, not a curated record
AGUGCGGGACACUCGUGGGUAAAAUUUUCAGAUAUCUGACGUCUUUUUCAGCAUUAUACUUUGUACAUUAUUCGCUUCUGCCGCGCGUAAAAACGGAGUGGUGCGCAGCACGCACACGGUUUCCUCCGGGACUUCGAAACAAAAAGCGUGAUGGAAAAUUUGACAGCAGCUCCGGGUGUGAACAGGACUUUGGGGAUUUGGACGGACUACAGCAUUCAGUACAAAGUCAUAAGUAGUUUGGUGCUUUUUGUGAUCUGCGCUUUGGGCAUCGUUGGGAACGUGAUGGUCAUCCUGGUGGUGCUGACGACCAAACACAUGAGGACACCGACCAACUGCUACCUGGUCAGCCUGGCUGUGGCUGAUCUCAUGGUCCUGACCGCGGCGGGUCUGCCCACCAUCGUGGACAGUGUCUUUGUCUCGUGGCUGUUCGGCCGCUACGGCUGUCUGUGCAUCACCUACUUCCAGUACCUCGGGAUCAACGCGUCGUCCUGCUCCAUAACCGCAUUCACCAUCGAACGAUACAUCGCCAUUUGUCACCCGAUCAAAGCCCAGUUUCUAUGCACGCUGUCCAGAGCCAAAAAGAUCAUUUUGUCCGUGUGGGUUUUCACCUCUCUGUACUGCAUCAUGUGGUUCUACCUGUCAGACACACAGGAGCUGAUCUACGAGAACCUCACCGUCGUCACCUGCGGCUACAGAGUCUCCAGGAAGUUUUAUUUGCCCAUUUACUUUUUCGAUUUCGGCGUCUUUUUUGUGCUGCCGUUGCUGCUCUCUGCUGUUCUCUACGGGCUGAUCGCCAGAAUCCUCUUCCUCAACCCGCUGCCCUCGGACCCAAAAAGCAAGAGGAAGAACGGACACAACCACCCCGCCGUCAUCAAAACCAGCAGGCACUCCAGCUCCACGGCCACGUCCCGCAGACAGGUGACCAAGAUGCUGGCUGUAGUGGUGAUCCUGUUCGCCAUGCUCUGGAUGCCGUACCGCACCUUGGUGGUGGUCAACUCCUUUCUGGACCAGGCCUACUUGGACAACUGGUUUUUGCUUUUCUGCCGCAGCUGCAUCUACCUGAACAGUGCCAUCAAUCCAGUUAUCUACAACGCCAUGUCUCAGAAGUUCCGCGCUGCUUUCCGCAAGGUCUGCCGCUGUGGCCGGAAGGGUUCUGACAAGCCCACCACUUACAGUGUGGCGCUCACCUACAGUGUGGUCAAGGAUACAUCUAUGGUGGAGAGCACAGACCACUUCACAACGGAGCUGGAGGAACUCACGGUCACAGAUGAACUGCUGUCUGAGCACAAAGCCAUGUUCUCAGACACGUGCAUCUACGGGAAAGUGGUAUCCAGUGAGGCCUGAGAGACCGCGUGGGAAAGAGUCUGCAUUACA